Messenger RNA from Dama dama (fallow deer), 2847 nucleotides. It is a transcript of the gene CLEC4D, whose product is annotated as C-type lectin domain family 4 member D. The record is from RefSeq and is a predicted model, not a curated record. The coding region runs from base 173 to 850 and encodes 225 amino acids. The transcript is spliced from 7 exons. NCBI's taxonomy places the organism in Eukaryota, Metazoa, Chordata, Mammalia, Artiodactyla, Cervidae.
UUUAAUAUCGAGAGUUUUCUGAUCUUACCAGAAUAGGCAAGAUUAAUGUUCAAUCUCAAAAAUUUCUGAAUAUAUUUCUUUAUCCACAGAAAUAAACUGUGGGGAAAAAAUUAAGAGGCUGCUGAGGCUGCUGGUUCUCUCCACUGCUGAAUCACCAGAGAUUUAACACACAAUGGGGCAAGAAGAACCGCAAAAUAAAUUAGAAAGAGGCCAGCAUUCCCAGCUGAUCCCUUGGACCAUUGCUAUUUUUUUCAUGUCACUUCUAAGUGCCUGUUUUAUUGCAAAUUGUGUGGCUGAAACAAAGGAACUGCAUAGGAAGAACAGAGAAGUGACUCACCACAACAUUCUACCCUGUAAGAAAGGAACGGGGUUCUUCAGGCUCCCAAAGCAGCACCCAAAGGUGAUAUGCGUCAGAGAGAAACCAGAACUGAAAGGGGGCACCUGGAAUUGCUGUCCUGUGGGCUGGAGAGCCUUCCAGUCCAACUGCUAUUUUCCUUUUAAUGACAACAAGACGUGGGCUCAGAGUGAAAGCCACUGCUCUGGGAUGGGAGGUCACCUGGCCACCAUCAGCACAGGGGCUGAGCAGAACUUUAUCACUCAAUUUUUGGAUAGACGAUUUUCAUAUUUCCUGGGACUUAGGAAUGAGAACCUUGACGGCCAGUGGCAUUGGGUGGACAAGACACCAUUUAACCCACAGAUGGUAUUCUGGCACAAGCGUGAACCCAACAAUGAUCAGAAAGAAAUAUGUGUUGUUCUUGUUAAAGACAAAGACAAAUGGGCCUGGAAUGAUUUUCCUUGUGACCAUAAGGCAAGUUGGAUUUGCAAGAUAACUGGAACUGCAUUCAACUAAAAACCUACGAAGGGGGCCCUGUGAUGAGGACAGAAAACAAGAAACAAUGUGACUAAAGCAGAACAUACAUGUAUUGUGGGAACAGAGAAAACAUUUUCCGUCAUAGAACAUUUUCAGUCAUGAUGGCCUUAUUUAUUUUUUUGUUUCAUUCAUUCAAGAUAAUGUAUUUUUGUGUAGUGUUUUGGUGGAAAGAAUCAUAUUUUUCUGUGACAGUCAGUUUUCAUUAACUUUGCUUUCAUGAUAGUAUUUCAGGCAGGGUAUUUACUUUUCAACUGGCGUGUAUUGAUUACAUAUUUAAUAGCUUGAAUGGUGAAAUCUCUUAAGUCACCAUUUCCUCUGCUCUGAUGAUUCUUAGAACUUAAAGUUCAAAGGUGGGAUAUUCCAAUUGGUGGUGGUGUAUCAUUUUUUUAACCUAAAUAUCACAAGCUCUAAAGUUUUUAAGCAGCAUUUUUAUUGUCUGGUACUUUGUUUUCAGGUUUUUUAAUAGUAUCAGUCAUUAGAUUGAAAUUCCAUGAGCAAAAUAUUUUCUGAAGAACAGUAUAGAAUAGUUAGAAUUAUGGUAUUGCCCAGGAAGAAAGAGCUUCCCUGGUAGCUCAGUUGGUAAAGAAUCUGCCUGCAGUGCAGGAGACCCCAGUUGGGUUGCUAGGUCGGGAAGAUCUGCUGGAGAAGGGAUAGGGUACUCACUUCUGUAUUCUUGGGCUUCCUUGGUGGCUCAGAUGGUAAAGAAUCCACCUGCAAUGCAGUAGACCUGGGUUCUAUCCCUGGGUUGGGAAGAUCUCCUGGAGAAGGGAACGGCUACCCACUCCGGUAUUCUUGCCUGGAGAAUCCUAAGGAUAGAGGAGCCUGGGGUCGCACAUGACUGAGUGACUUUCACUUUCCAGCAAGAAAAAAAUAUCCAUUUAUCUUUUAAAAAAUUUACUCUACUUUAAAAAUCUUACCAUAGUGAAGAGUCUCAAGCUGAUAAUUUUUUUGAGUGGAAAAGUCCCUACAUGCCAUCUUAAGCAAACUCCUUUAAUUCUAUAGCUAAGGAAACAAAAGUUUUGGGAAGCCAAAGAGCUCACCUUCGCAGAGUUAAUUUAUGAUACAAACAGGACUGUGGCCCAGAACUAGCUUUCAUAGUAGGGGGAAUGUGUUCCCUUUGGUAUUACAGAAAAGUUACUGGUGGUGCUGUGGCCUCUUGGCUAACAGAUAGAUAAUAGUUCUUAAUUAUUCAUGUAACACUGUAUUAGUGUUUCUGUAUUUUUAAUUUGAAUCAGAAGAAAAUCAUAUUUUCAAUCCAUUUAAGUAAAUUGUUAGCAUGUUUAUUUAGAAGUAUAAAGUUACAGUUCGAACUAGCAAGAAAGUCAUGGCUUUAAGAACCUGAAGUAGUGCUUUUGUGAUAUAUGUAGUUUUAAUUGUGAUGCAGUCAUGUCCAACAUCAACAAAAUAUGGAGGUCUUUCUAAAACAUUUUAUUUUGCUGAUGUUUUCUGGAUCCAAGCUAGAAAAUUUCAAGUGACAAUUUUUUAGUUACCUUCCUUGGUGGCUCAGAUAGUAAAGAAUCUGCCUGCAAUGCAGAGGACCUGUAUUUGAUCCCUGGGUCAGGAAGAUGCUCUGGAGAAGGGAAUGGCUACCCACUCCAGUAUUCUUGCCUGGAAAAUUUCAUGGACAGAGGAGCCUGGUGGGCUUCAGUCCUUGGGAUCACAAAGAGUCGGGCAUGACUGAAAAACUAACAUUUUCAUCUUCCUUACUACUAUAUUAAAAAAAUAGUAUUUAUUCUGAAAUUAGUGGUUUUCUAAGUUCAGAAUAUUAGCGUUUGAUUGACUGUAUAUGUAUGUCUUUACAUGUAUGUGUUUAAAGCUGAUGCUUUUAACUGAAGAAGCACCAAGGGACUUCAUGUUUGCCAUAAAUUACAUAGCAUUAAUCUAUAAAACUUGUUGAAAUAGACUUUGUAUAGUUAAUAUUAUCCAUUCUUCAUUUGUAUAAAACUGUAUUUAAAGAUUCAGUUGUCAAUAAAAUG